Messenger RNA from Talaromyces atroroseus, 927 nucleotides. RefSeq lists its product as hypothetical. The record is from RefSeq and is a predicted model, not a curated record. Bases 1 to 927 code for a protein of 308 amino acids. The transcript has 6 exons. Lineage: Eukaryota; Fungi; Ascomycota; Eurotiomycetes; Eurotiales; Trichocomaceae. Gene Ontology annotation, cellular component: membrane.
AUGGCAGAAACUUGCACGGCGAUCAGCGUCCCAGGGACGUACUGGAGCUUCUGCCCUAAUGUGGGUGCCGCCGGCGCAUUUCUUGCCUUCUUCCUUUUAGCCUUCUUGGUUCAUGUGGCUCAAGGGAUCUAUCAUCGAAAAUGGUACACUUGGGUGAUUGCGAUGUCAGCCCUCUGGCAGACAAUCACAUACAUCCUCCGAAUCGUCAGCAUUAAGACUCCUGCGAGCUUGGGCGACUAUGCUGGGUGGUUCGUCUUGAUCCUCGUCGCACCACUCUGGACCAACGCUUUUGUAUACAUGGUGUUUGGACGCAUGGUCUGGAACUACGUCCCCGAUGCGAGUAUCCGUGGGAUACGCGCUUGGAAAUUUGGCAUGUACUUUGUCGUGCUUGACAUCAUCGCCUUCAUAAUCCAAGUCUCUGGCGCUGCCUCUGCCGAGAGUAGCAACACUGAAACUGUCGCGCAAACAUUGCAAGGUAUUCACAUCUACAUGGGCGGUGUCGCACUCCAGCAAGUUUUCAUCUUCGUCUUCUGCUACUUCGCAUAUGAGCUUUGGCAUUCGCUGCACAAACAGCAGAAGAGCGGCAUAAAGGUUUCGACUGCGUCUCCGAAUCUAAGUAUUCAGUCUGGAUUAGUCCUCUUGUAUGCCUUGGGAAUGGUGCUGGUUCUGAUUACACUACGAAUCCUUUUCCGUCUCGCAGAAUAUGCCCACGGUCUCACUUCGACUAUCCCAAAUCAUGAAGCGUACCAAUACUGUCUCGAUUCACUGCCCAUGUUACUCGCGUUCGUCAUUCUGAGUGUCGUGCAUCCUGGUUCGAUCAUGAAGGGUCCGGAGUGCGAGAUCCCGUCCAGGAAAAAGAGAAAGGCAAGUGGAAUAAUGUGCAAGAAGGAUGUUGUUGAUGAUGAUAGGUUGCAUGAAAUUUGUUAG